AUGGGGACCCGCGCGCUCCCGGCCGGUGACACCGGGGCCUUUCUCUUCCCAGCUCUCCUGCUGGCUGUGAGGAUCAACACCAAGGGCCGGGAGGUGCUGUACCUGGCCAAGGGUGACUCCGUGAAGCUGGGCUGCCCCUACGUCCUCGAGCCCGAAGACAACGGUCCCCAGGACCUGGGCAUCGAGUGGAUCCAGAUCACGCCAGAGCGGCCCGGCCCGGAGAACGUGUUCCUGUCCUACCACGACCACCACGUGAACUACGGCAGCGGCUCCGGGCUGCAGAACCGCGUGGCCUUCGUGCAGAACGACCCCAGCCAGUACGACGCCUCCAUCCGCCUGGCCGACCUGCAGGUCUCCGACACGGGCACCUACCAGUGCCGGGUGAAGAAGAACACCGUAGCCGUGCACGAAGUCAUCGUCACCGUGCAAGAGAAACCGGCCACCCCGCAGUGCUGGAUCGAGGGCGAGGUGACGGAGGGCAGCAGCAUCCUGCUGCGCUGCUACAGCCGGGGAGGGACCAGCCCCCUCGUCUACCAGUGGGCCAAGCAGUCCGAUGGCUACG
Tinamus guttatus (white-throated tinamou) is the source of this 562-nucleotide messenger RNA. The record is from RefSeq and is a predicted model, not a curated record. NCBI's taxonomy places the organism in Eukaryota, Metazoa, Chordata, Aves, Tinamiformes, Tinamidae.